GUCUCUUCCCAGGGUGAGCUUGAAGCCCUGGCUGACCGGAUCCUGCCCUGCCUCUGGUAGGUCCUGUCACUUUCGCUUCUGGACCCCAACUUCCUCCUGCAUCAAGAAGGACCUUGAGAGUGGGGAGUGGCCGGACUCAUUCCCUCUGAACCCACAGUCCAAAGUUGUAAAAGCCACCAGACUGGAUCACCAUUGUGAAACCCCAGGCGCAUUUGAGAAAUCGACCCAUGAGUGGUGAGUGCCGUGUAUAACAGCAGCAGAGAACUGAAUGCUCCCGACUCUUCUCAAGUCUAAAUGGUGACAUUGGCCUAUAUAUAUUACUAUUGGGGUAGUUUCUACUACAAGUUGCUUCUGGACUUCUGCUAAAUACACACUAACACCUCUCAGGUCAUGGUGGAGGAAAAUCAUUGGUGCUGAGAGCCCCAAUACUUCCUUAAACAGGGGACUGUUCCCAGUGGUUGUUUGAGAUGCUGUGGAAGCUGCUACGCAGAAGACUUUUGUGUUUUCCCACUAAAUACUUCAUUUGGCUUCUUAUUUUUUCCCUCGUCACUUUCACUAUUUUAAGAUUUCAUCAAAAGCCAUUUGUAAGUGUUCGCCAUCUGGAGCUGGUUGGCGAGAAUCCUAGUAGUGACAUUAAUUGCACCAAAGUUUUGCAAGGCAGCAAAGAGGAAAUUCAAAAAGUCAAGCUUGAGAUCCUAACAGUGAAAUUUCGAAAACAACCUCGAUGGACCACCUACGACUACAUAAACAUGACCAGCGAUUGUACAUCUUUCAUCAAGAGGCGCAAGUAUUUCACCGAGCCCCUCAGCAAGGAAGAGGCUGAGUUUCCAAUCGCUUAUUCGAUAGUGGUCCAUCAUAAAAUCGAAAUGUUGGACAGGCUCCUGCGCGCUAUCUAUAUGCCCCAGAAUUUUUAUUGCAUUCAUGUGGACAAAAAAUCGGAGGAGUCCUUUCUGGGGGCAGUAACUGGCAUUGCAUCCUGUUUCAGUAACGUGUUUGUAGCCAGCCGGCUGGAGAACGUGGUCUAUGCUUCAUGGAGCCGCGUCCAGGCAGACCUCAACUGCAUGCAGGACCUGUACCGCAUGAGUGCCACAUGGAAGUACCUGAUAAAUCUCUGCGGCAUGGAUUUCCCGAUCAAAACCAACCUGGAAAUUGUCAGGAAGCUCAAGUCAUUGAUGGGUGGAAACAACCUGGAGACAGAGAAAAUGCCGCCCAAUAAGAAGGAAAGGUGGAAGAAACACUACGAAGUGGUCAGCGGGAAGCUGACCAAAACUGGUGCCGACAAAGCGCCCCCUCCUCUCCAGACACCUCUCUUUUCUGGCAGUGCCUACUUUGUGGUUAGUAGGCAGUUUGUGGGGUACGUGUUAGAGAAUGAAAGAAUCCAGAGGUUUAUGGAGUGGGCGAAGGACACCUACAGCCCUGAUGAGUAUCUCUGGGCCACGAUUCAGCGGAUCCCUGAAGUCCCAGGCUCCAUGUCCUUAAGCCACAAGUACGACAUGUCUGACAUGCUUGCCAGUGUGAGGUUUGUCAAGUGGCAGUACUUUGAAGGUGACACUGCCAAGGGCGCGCCCUACCCCCCCUGCAGCGGGGUCCAUCUGCGCUCCGUGUGCGUGUUUGGAGCCGGUGAUUUGAAGUGGAUGCUGGGCACGCACCACUUAUUUGCCAAUAAAUUUGACACUGAUGUGGACCUUUUUGCCAUCCAGUGCCUGGAUGAGCACCUGCGGCAUAAAGCCCUGCAGGCAUUGAAACACUGACCACUGCAGGCAGUUUUAGGAACAGGAAGAGGCCCAUGUGGUGGCCUUCCCCGGAUCUUCUGUCCUGUUCCCAAGCAUUAACAGAGGGUGCUCCCAGGGCAAUCAAGUUGCGUGGUUUCUGCAGUGCAGUUGGUGAAGAAGCACGUGGCACUGAAAACUGAGCUUGUGUCAGUGCGAGGUCACGGCUGACUGCAGGGCACUGUGGGGCCAGGUUGCCUGGUGGCUGGCAAGAGGCAGAAGACAAACCAAACCUAUUCAAAGAGCUCAGGGAUAUGACACAACAGUGAGGUUUGACCUAUGCCAAAAUGCACGUUGAGAGUUUUAAGGAUGGUAGUUGUCCUUGCUUGAACAAUAACAAAUUCCAGCAAUAACAAAUCAUGAGGGCGUGAUUUCUCUUGUAGAUUGUAUUUUUGGAAAUAUGAAAUUUGCCUGUUCUCUGAAUGAGCUGGGUAAAUAGUUUACUUCCUGCUGAGCAUCAUGCCACGUGGGGUAUCAGUCCACGUUAUCUCAGGGAACUUGAUUGAAACAUUUUAUUUUUUUCUGGUGAGAUUUUGCUUCUAAGAAAUGUACAUAUGUUUUUAAAAGCAAAAAAAAAUGUUGAUGAUUUCUAGAUUAGUUGAUUCUAUGAAUCUUAGAAAAGCUGCCAUUUUAGAUUUGUAAAGAAUGUUAAGGUACCCUUUUUAAUAUGAUUGUUUCUAUGAAUAACACUUUGUUUUUCCAAACAUUUGUGUCUCUCCUCCCUCUGGAAUCCUGAGGCAUCUGCUAGCAAGAUGUAUUUAAAAAAAAAAUGUUGUUUUGUUGUGAUACUGGGGAUAAAAGAACCUAUUUUCAUAGUUUUGUAUUGUUGCUUCAGUUCUCUUAGGGGAUCUGAUUGAUGGUAAUUAGUAUAGAGAGCUAACAAAGGGUGAAGGAGGUCUGGGAGGAGGUUCAGAUUUGCAUAGUAUCUGAGGCAUGUGAUGUGUGUUAGCCCAGCGGUUGGCACUAUCUCCAGAAAUGAAGACUCUGUCACCACAGGUUUUGCUUCCUUAGGCACCUGACAACUUGGCAUCCGCCUUCCCUGAGUUUUCCACUCACCCAAUUCUGCUGCCUGUGGGUGGUUCUGAGCCCACCAGAUCCUCAUUUUUGGCUUGUCCUGGGACCUUCUAUGAAGAGGCAAGAGGUGUGCUGUUUUCUGAGGCAUACUUGAAGGCUGAGCAUCAUCAAGGAGCAGUAGGUUUGAGAUUGGAUUGUCUUAGUAAUGACAGUCAAAGCAUUUGAUUUUCACUCCAUAUCUUCACCCAACUAGGGAUGAGUGAUUCUCAGGCUGUCUCAAGGGUCCCGGGAUGUUGCCCAGCCUCAGAGCACCUGCCUUGCAUAUGUGAGACCUUGGAUUCAGUCCACAGCUCUGCAAAAGAUAGAAGGCAUAUUCAAAAGAGAUGAAGAUUUAAAUAGGAGACUGGCUCUUUUGCAAAGCAGAACACUUCAGCCAAAGAUCACACAAGAAAGGUGAAACUUUAUUAUUUUGUUGAGACUUUGAGAACAAGAACCCAAACAUGCAUUCUAUUUCUGUGCACAGUAAAGGUCAAGUGUUUUAUAAGAAAUUAGCAUCAAUAGGCUGUUCCAUGGUAUUCUACCGAGAAAACAGGUUCCAUUCUUCAGAGAUAGAAAAUAUUUUUAUUUUGUGCAAAGUUUUGGGAUUCUCUUCCUCCUAAGUGGAAACUCUAUGUUUUUGUGCAUUUAUCUUGCUUAUAAAUCUUUCCUCAGUGCAUUGUGGUGGUUUGCAGAGUUUCGCUGUCAGCCAAUAUUAGACCAAGAGCUCCCUUGAACACUUGAUAAGUGAUGUCAAUGAGGGCAUUUAUGCACAGUUAAGUCUCUAAUGGCUUCUAAACCCAUUUCUCUUAAUUUAUUUUUUGUUUCUUUUUUCCUUUUUUUUAAUGGUGCUCUGGAUUCAUUCCUGGAUCUGUGCUCAGGAGUCAUUCCUGGAGGGUUUGGGGAACCAAAGGAACCUGGCUUAGCCGAGUGCUAGCUCCUUGGCCCCCCAAACCCAUUUGUCCUUUUAAUUUUGAGUGUUUUUAUUAUUUGUGAGUAUUUAUCCUAUUUUAUUUAGAUGAAAGGUUUUACCUUUCAUCUAAAAGUUAGGGUACUUUUUUUUUUUAACUCUGAAAUCAAUAGUUUCUCAUGACACAUAUUUUGUGCCUGUGUCUUUUAUUUCUAACUUGAUUAAAAAUAAAACAUUUACAGAUCAGAGCUAGAGAGCGAAUAGGAGGUAAGGCAUUUGCCUUGCAUGCAGCAACCCUGGUUUGAAUCCCCUGAUGCCACAUGUUCCCCCGAGUACUGCAAAGGGUCAUUUCAGAGCUCCAAGCAGACAGUUACCCAAAACACAGCCAGAUGUGACCUCCAGACAAACAAAAAACAACCUCCUCUUUCCAAAAGUAUACAGAUCUUCAGAAAAGUUUAAAAUUGAAAUAUAGUGAAUAUUGCUUGGCUUAUGUUAAUUCCAUUUCUCAUUUAAAUUAUAUGGAAUUUUUAUCUUAGCAAAACUAAGAUUAAAAAUUGCAAAUAAUCAAAGUGUGUCUCCUAAUAUUCUUAUUCUCUACCAGAAAUAUAAAAUACCAGAUACUAGAGCCUUGUCCCCCAAACCAUACACUAAUUUUGGGGAUCAGUUAUAUUUUAUGCACCUGUCAUACCUCAUCUUUCUAGAAUGACACUUGUUAAAGUGCCAUGAAUUGUUGGAAUGCCCUGUUUUAAAAUAUCACUGCUAAUACUUGUUACAUGAGUUACAUAGAGUUAAUUUAUCGGGAUUCAGUUUUAUACUUUUCACUAUAACUUAAAGCAAAUAAAAUAUACUACUAGAACAGGCAAUUUUAAGAAUCAGAAGGAUGGUUUCAAAAUAAAACCCAUAGUUUAUUCAAGAGGCACAGAAAGCCAAGCUUUGGGGCUGGAGAGAUAGUUUAAGGGUUAAGGUGCUUGCCUUAUAUCCAACUGACCUGGCACCCAUAUGUCCUCCAAGCCUUGCAAGGAAUGAUUACUAAGCACAGAACCAGGAAUACCACAAAAUAGGUCCCAAAUCCAUACUUCCCCCACAAAAAUGCAAGUGCUUUGGGAAUGAUAGAAAUUAUAUAGAUUAGUUUUAUAUGUAUUAUUGAACAUAUAUUUUUUACUGUUAUUCAAGGCCUUUUAUAUGGAAUUUAUUAGAAAUCACAUUAAAGAACUCCUUAAAUGUGUAAAAACUUCAAUUUUGUGAUGCAAAGAAUCUAGUUAACUAAGUACUGUAUAAGAAAAGUAAAAAAACCUGUAUUGUUAAAAAGAAAUCAAUUCUUUUGUAUUUAGUUACCUAGCUUUUUCUACACUAUGGUAAAUGUCCAUCAGGACUUGAAAAAGCAGAGCAUAUUGUUUCUAAACCUGUAUUUAUAUCAUUUAUCAAGCACAACUCACUUGAAUGACAUCAAUGGAUUUGCUGUUGCAGUUUUUUGGGGAGUGGCGUGGAGAAAGCCAUAUUUUCAUUAAUUUAACUAUCAGUGGAACUGGACAUUUUCAGUUGUCUUAGAAAACGGAAAAUCAUUUCUCAUGUUAAAUAUCAAGCAAAGCCAUUACUUUUGUGGCAGAUCUAAGUACAGUUACCAUAUGUUGUACGGUUUGAAAGUGGGUGUAGCUGCAAGCAUUUGGCACUAGUCCUAUCACCAUUAAAAUAAACUGUUUGAAAACCA
Sorex araneus (European shrew) is the source of this 5437-nucleotide messenger RNA. RefSeq names its product glucosaminyl (N-acetyl) transferase 1 (gene GCNT1). The coding region runs from base 468 to 1751 and encodes 427 amino acids. The record is from RefSeq and is a predicted model, not a curated record. Gene Ontology annotation, molecular function: beta-1,3-galactosyl-O-glycosyl-glycoprotein beta-1,6-N-acetylglucosaminyltransferase activity. The transcript is spliced from 3 exons. Gene Ontology annotation, cellular component: membrane. Lineage: Eukaryota; Metazoa; Chordata; Mammalia; Eulipotyphla; Soricidae.